AUGGUUUUGUGGCGCAUUCGUGGUGAAAUGGCUGAAAUCGACGUUGAUCAAAGUUAUGCUGGACAUCCGACAAUGUUUUCAAUAAGAAUGAACCAUGGAGGUGAGUUUACAAGCUUUCCUGGAAGGAAGUAUAUUCGUGGGAAGCAAACAUUUGUUGAUUUAGUAGACAUUGAUACCUUUUCCGUUCAUGACAUUGAUGAGAUGAUGGAAGACCUAGGGUAUGCUUCAAUAGGUAAACCACUUUACUAUCACUUUCAAAGGCCUUUAGGCGAUUUAGAUUUUGGGUUAUUCGCUUUAGCUAGUGAUGAAGAUGUUCGUUAUUUGGGGAGUUUUGUGGCUAAGCAUAAGUUAAUUGAGAGACUGUUCCUGGAGUGGCAUAGCACACCUGCUGUUGACUUGGAGGAUGACAUGGAUCACAUGGAGAAAGAAUUGGGUAAUGAUCCUACACCCACUGGUCAUCUAAGAGAAGGAUUUGGGUAA
Molecule: messenger RNA, 480 nt
Organism: Lactuca saligna
Lineage: Eukaryota; Viridiplantae; Streptophyta; Magnoliopsida; Asterales; Asteraceae
Source: the annotation of a GenBank genome assembly